This is a messenger RNA of Gaeumannomyces tritici R3-111a-1, 4575 nucleotides long. RefSeq lists its product as hypothetical. Lineage: Eukaryota; Fungi; Ascomycota; Sordariomycetes; Magnaporthales; Magnaporthaceae. The record is from RefSeq and is a predicted model, not a curated record. Gene Ontology annotation, molecular function: protein binding. Bases 1 to 4575 code for a protein of 1524 amino acids. The transcript has 3 exons.
AUGCGGCUUCUCCAUCGCAAAGCCCGCGGCGAGUACGAAUUGACCCGCGAGUUUAUCGGCGACGACCGCCCCCCUGAGUACGCCAUCCUAUCGCACACCUGGCUCGCCAACAACGAGGAUGAAGUCAUUUUCACGGAUCUCCAAGUUCCCAAUGCCGCCAAGAGCAAGCCUGGAUUCUCCAAGAUCCAGUUUUGCGGAGAGCAGGCGGCCAAGGACGGGCUGGAGUACUUCUGGUGUUAUGCGUUUCUGACCGAUGUUUUCGUCGGCGACGGAGCCCGUACGCGAGCUGGGAGAAAGGGCUCUCCGCCGCCAUGGGAAGCCGAAUUUCGUCGCAGUCGGUGGUUCACCCGCGGAUGGACCCUCCAAGAGCUCCUGGCGCCUGCAUCUGUGGGCUUCUUUUCCGUCGAGGGCAUCCAGUUCGGCGACAAGAAGUCACUCGAGCACACCAUCCAUGAGAUCACUCGCAUCCCGCACCACACCCUGAAAGGUCACCCUCUCGGCGACUUUACCGUCUCGGAUCGCCUCUCUUGGACAGAAAACCGCCAAACCAAACGCCCAGAGGACAAAGCGUAUUGCCUUCUUGGCAUCUUCGACGUGUCCAUGUCGCUCAGAUACGGCGAGGGUCAUAACGCGUUUCUACGGCUGCAGAAAAAACUCAACAAGAUCGGACCCCGACUUGACCCGGCACUGGAGUCGCUUCCAGUCGCCACCGAUGCUCCCUUCAACUCCAAGAAGAACGAGUCCGAGCCUCUUUGUCUGCCCACCACGAGAACAGAUCUUCUCCACGGCAUCCAGCAGUGGGCCGACGAUCGCACUGACGACCGCUGCAUUUACUGGUUGAGUGGCAUGGCCGGCACGGGCAAGUCCACCGUCGCUCGCACCAUCGCCAAUAUCUACCACGACCAGGGUGAACUCGGCGCAAGCUUCUUCUUCUCCAAGGGUGGCGGCGAGGUGGGCAAUGCCGAUCGGCUGUUCACAACCCUUGCUCGGCAGCUGGCGGCGAGCGCUGCCUCAGCAAGGCGCUACAUAUCCGAGGCUGUAUCACAACAGCCGGACAUUGCACAGCGCUCCCUGCGGUACCAGUGGGAGACGCUGAUUAGAGGGCCUCUUUCGAAGCUCAGCAGCUACCCGGCUCCGCGAAAGAUUGUCAUGGUAAUCGACGCCCUGGAUGAGUGUGGUAGCGACACUAGCAUCGAGGUAGUCUUGAAUAUCUUGGCCACGGCCCGCCUACUCGAAUCCGUCAGGCUGCGUAUACUGAUCACGAGCCGCCCCGAGAUUUCGGUCCGCUCCGCCUUUUCCAAAAGACCGGUGACCGAGCGCCAAGUUUUUGUGCUUCACGAAAUAUCCAAGACGCUGAUCGACCGAGAUCUCACUCAGUUCUUCAAGUCCCGCUUCUCUAACAUCAGGGAGGGGCGGGACUACGGGGACGACUGGCCUGGAAUGGAGACCAUCGAGCGCCUGGUCGAGUGCUCUUGCGGCCUCUUCAUCUGGGCAUCGACUGCCUGCCGUUUCAUCGAGGGAGGAAAGCGUCUCGCGGCGCGACGAAUAGAGAAGCUCAUCAAUGAACAUCGCUCUGGCAAAGCGGGCCCGGAAGAGCAGCUCGACCAGAUAUACACGACGGUGCUGCAAAACGCCAUUGCGCAGGACAGCAGCCCGACAGAGAAGGAUGAAGUUUGCCUAGUACUUAAACGAGUCCUCGGGAGCAUCGUGGUUCUCUUAUCACCUCUUUCUAUCGACUCUCUUGGCCGCUUGAUCGAGCUGCCCCCUGGCGAAACGUUUAAGGAUGUCCUCGCCGACCUGCACACCAUCUUCCACAUCCCCAGCAGCACGUCUCAAACUCUCAGACUCCACCACCCUACAUUUCGCGACUUCCUACUCGAUAACCAGCGGUGCGGCGAUCCCAGCUUUUGGGUGAACGGGAGAGAAGCCCACUCCAUCCUCGCUGACAGCUGCAUCGAUAUCAUGUCCGAGAUGCUCAAGAGAGAUAUAUGCGGCCUCGAGUCCCCGGGUACCCUUGCCAAGGACGUCGACCCAGAUAUUGUUAAGCAGCACAUCCCUCCUGUGCUCGAGUACGCAUGCCUGUACUGGGUUCAGCACGUCCAAAUGAGCGGGCAGCGCCUCUGCGACAACGAUCGAGUGGACUGUUUUUUCCGAGAGUACUUCCUUUGUUGGGUUGAAGCCAUCAGCCUUUUGGGUAAAACCGCAGGAAUGACGGCUACUGUUCGCCUAUAUAACUCCCUGCUUGUGCCUGAGUGCAACAAGCGUCAGAGUCUCUUUGUCGGAGAUGCCAGGCGACUGCUAUUCACGUUUUUGAACGUCAUCAAGCAGGCACCACUCCAGAUAUACUGCGCUGCAAUCGCCUUCCUCCAGCCCAACGAACUGCGGGAGCACCUCUUGAAUCAGCUCCACCCCUGGGUCAGGGGCGCCCGGGUUGCUGCUGCCGAUGUCCCAGCCACAAAAGACGAGUCCAACUACGUCAAUGACUUGGCGUUCACGACUGACGGGCGCUACAUUGCGUCGGGCUCGAUGGGCUCCGAGACCAGACUUUGGACCGUUGCUACAAAAGCUGUGGCGUGCAAAUUCGAAGGCCCGUCGGACAAGAUCAGUUCUGUCGCCAUCUCGCGAGACGGAAGGACCAUCGCCGCCGGUUCGGACGACUUCACCGUCGCUGUUUGGGAUUUCAGGACACGUGAGCUGCGACACAUGCUCAAGACGCACAAGCGCUGGGUCAACUCUGUGGCCUUCUCGCCUGACAACAAGUUGCUCAUGUCGGCAUCAAUGGACGAAACCAUCGCGCUGUGGGACCCGGAAAGCGGGAGGAACCUUUGCCAGUUCAGCAAUCAGGCGGGCUGUGUGAAUUCGGCCACAUUCUCCCCCGAUGGGGCAUCCAUCGUGGCGGGUUCGGUGGACCAGAUGGUGCGCGUCUGGGACGUGUCGGGCGGCUCGGGAGAGCUCCGCGCAAUACUUGACGGCCAUUCGGGCGCCGUCAACUCGGUCAGGUUCUCGAGUGGUGGAAAGCACAUCCUGUCUGGCUCCGACGACCUGACGGUAAGGGUCUGGAAUGUGGCAAGAUGGAGCGAGAUAUUGAUGAUGAGGGGGCACACCAAAAAGAUCAUGGCCGUCACUUUCUCGCCGGACGAUCGACUUAUCGUCUCUGGUGGCGAUGAUAAGACCAUCCGGGUGUGGGACGCCGCUACCGGAGCCCCCCUGCACACCCUCCGAGGCCACACAAGCGGCGUCAACGCCGUAUUAUUUUCUCCCAACCGCCAAGCCCUGGCGUCUGGGUGCUUCAACGACGAGGUCUGGCUCUGGGACGUGGAUUCUUGGAAGCCGCAAGGCCAAUUGGAGGACUUUCAAGACUUGGACGAUGACGACAAUGGGUUUUUGAUGAUCGAGCAGUUUCACGACCGGGCGCCGUCGCCCGUGAUAGAGCUUGCAGGCUUCACAAUUCUGGAGAGCACCAGCGACAUUGCCCUCCCUUCCACCAUGAUCAAGAUGCAAGACUCGGCCAUACUGGCCAAGGGCGAGUUCAAGGGGCAUUCCGAAGCGGUAACGUGCGCCGUCUUCUCGCCGGACGGAGGGUUCCUUGCUACGGCUUCACAUGACGGUACAGUCAAGUUGUGGCUGGUGGAGGAGCUGUCUGAGCAUUGGAGUUUGACUGGCCAUUCGGCUGCGAUCGAGCACCUCACCUUCUCCCCAGACGGACUGCUUAUUGCAUCAGCGUCGAGCGACAAGACGAUCAGGCUGUGGAGCGCACAUUCGAGAUCGGCACACCACACUCUCGAAGGCCAUACCGAUGAGGUUCAGCUCACAGUAUUCUCGCCGGACAAUCGAAUGCUUGCGUCGUUGGCGGCCGAUAACUCGAUUCGACUGUGGAGCCCGGACACUGGGGCGGCUUUGGCUACGCUGGAGCGCCACAGGCUCCCGGUCGGUGACAUGGCCUUUUCGAGGGACAGCCGGACACUGGCGUCAUGCUCUGCAGAUGCCAAUGUCAUCAUCUGGAAUGCGCGCACGGCAGAGCCAGUGGCGUUGCUCGCGGGCCACACGGGACCGGUGAACUCUGUUGCCUUCUCGCCUGACGGGACGCAGCUCGUGUCCAGCUCGGAGGACGCAAGCACUCGGGUCUGGGAUGUGGCCCGGCACGAGACGCGCGAAGUCCUCGGGAUGGGCGGGCACGCCAUGACGUGCAGUGCCUUCUCACCCGAUGGCCAAGUGGUCGCCUACUGCGCCGUAGACGGGAGGAUCAAGUUCUGGGACGCCAAGACCGGGUCAGAGGAAGUGAUGGAUGCGGGUAUAGUAGUCCGCACCGUGUCCUUUUCGUCUUGCGGUAGAUACCUCGAGACGGACAGGGGGGCGUUGGCGGUUCCAGGUCGAUCCGCUUCCUCGUCGGCGUCCUCCCUCGCCAAUUACUUCCAUCGUCUACCCCUCUUCGUCAGUCAUGACUGGGUGCAGCGGGAAAGGGAGAAGGCGGUUUGGCUCCCGGAGGAGUAUCAUGCGCGCUGUGUGGCCAACUUUGGGGAGCUUGUUGUGCUGGGGCAUGAGUCUGGUGCAAUCUCGUUUCUUCGUGUGCAUUGA